AAGAGAAGUAGUGCUCCUUAAGAAUGUGGAGGAACAUGGAUCAGAGAGAGCCAUUGUUGGUUGGUGGUGUAAUUGGUGAUGUAGUGGACCCAUUUGUUAAGUCUGCUACAUUGAAGGUGAUAUACAAUAACAAGGAGAUCACAAAUGGUUCUGAGCUCAGGCCUUCAGCAGUGGCCAGUGAGCCUAGGGUUGAGAUUUUUGGCUCUGAUAUGAGGAGGCUUUACACUCUUGUUAUGGUGGAUCCUGAUGCUCCAAGCCCUAGCAACCCUACAGAAAGAGAGCACCUCCAUUGGUUGGUUACAGACAUCCCAGAAUCAACAGAUGCAAGGUUUGGAAAUGAAGUAGUCAGCUAUGAGAGCCCCCGACCGAUAGCUGGUAUUCAUCGUCUUGUGUUUGUUCUGUUUCGACAAGAUGUUCGACAAACCAUUUAUGCGCCAGGGUGGCGGCAGAACUUCAACACUAGAGAUUUCUCGGCACUUUACAACCUGGGAUCACCGGUAGCUGCAAUGUACUUCAAUUGUCAGAGAGAGAAUGGGUGCGGUGGUAGAAGGUACCACAUGGUAAGUGGAUGGGCCUGAUUCUUGACGUAAGUUGUCCAACGACGUCGUUGAGAAUCUACUCACUUGACAUUGCGUGGUUCAUAUGUAUCUUAUGUUUGCUCUGUUUGCGCAAGUUUGUUAGAAU
Dioscorea cayenensis subsp. rotundata (Guinea yam) is the source of this 684-nucleotide messenger RNA. RefSeq names its product protein TWIN SISTER of FT-like. Lineage: Eukaryota; Viridiplantae; Streptophyta; Magnoliopsida; Dioscoreales; Dioscoreaceae. Bases 24 to 578 code for a protein of 184 amino acids. The transcript has 5 exons. The record is from RefSeq and is a predicted model, not a curated record.